AUGGCUUGUCUGUUUCAAGUUGCAACCCGCCAUGAAACCCUGACAGCCGAUAAGCAAAGCUUGGCACCCUCCACUUUCUUGUGGCUGCACCUCCUUAGUGGAUCACCCGCCAAACCCGAACCACCUAAUCUCCGAGACCUUUCAGAGCUCCUUCUCAAAAGGUCUUUUUUCUUUGAACCACCUUCUCUUCGGACGGUUUCGUCAGAUAUAAACCCAUCUCUUUCUUUCCAGCCUUAUGUUCAACCCAUCUCCCCGCGAUGA
Messenger RNA from Penicillium samsonianum, 261 nucleotides. RefSeq lists its product as uncharacterized. The transcript is spliced from 2 exons. Lineage: Eukaryota; Fungi; Ascomycota; Eurotiomycetes; Eurotiales; Aspergillaceae. The record is from RefSeq and is a predicted model, not a curated record. Bases 1 to 261 code for a protein of 86 amino acids.